GAGGAGGGCUCUUACACCAUCCAGUGGAUGUAUGGCUGUGAAGUCGGGUCGGACGGGAGCCUCCUCCGUGGGUACUGGCAGUCCGCCUACGAUGGCCGCGAUUACAUCGCCCUGAACGAAGACCUGAAAACAUGGAAGGCAGCAGACUUGGAGGCGCAGAUCACCCGAAGCCAGUGGGAGCAGGAUGGUGAAGCAGAGAUACAGAGGGCCUACCUGGAGGGCGACUGCGUGGAGUGGCUCCUCAGAUACCUGGAGUGCGGGAAGGAGACACUGCUGCGCACAGAUCCCCCAAAAGCAUGUGUAGCCCAUCACCACAGACAAGAAGGUGAUGUCACCUUGAGGUGCUGGGCCAUUGGCUUCUACCCUGCUGACAUCACCCUGACCUGGCAGUUGAAUGGGGAGGACCUGACCCAGGACAUGGAGCUUGUAGAGACCAGGCCUUCAGGGGAUGGAACCUUCCAGAAGUGGGCAUCUGUGGUGGUGCCUCUUGGGAAGGAGCAGAAUUACACAUGCCAUGUGUACCAUGAGGGGCUGCCUGAGCCCCUCACCCUGAGAUGGGAGCCUCCUCCAUCCACCGACUUUAACAUGGUGAUCAUUGCUGUUCUGGUUGUCCUUGGAGCUGUGGCCAUCAUUGGAGCUGUGGUGGCUUUUGUGAUAAAGAGGAGGAGAAACACAGGUAGGAAAAGGCAGGGUCUGAGUUUUCUCUCAGCCACCUUUAUAAGUGUGCUCUGCUCAUUAUGGGAGACACAUCUAUACCCCGCAUUGCUGCUGUCUCCAACUGGGUCUGCUGUCAAUCCUGGAAACUUUCUAGUGUCAAGAUCUUCCUUGAACUCUCACAGCUUGUCUUCUCACAGGUGGAAAAGGAGGAAACUAUGCUCCAGCUCCACGUUAGUGUGGGUCACAGGGUUGUACUGA
Molecule: messenger RNA, 915 nt
Organism: Arvicanthis niloticus (Nile rat)
Lineage: Eukaryota; Metazoa; Chordata; Mammalia; Rodentia; Muridae
Source: RefSeq, a predicted model, not a curated record